Molecule: messenger RNA, 557 nt
Organism: Anopheles cruzii
Lineage: Eukaryota; Metazoa; Arthropoda; Insecta; Diptera; Culicidae
Exons: 3
Coding region: 176-514 (112 amino acids)
Molecular function (GO): GTPase activity; GTP binding
Source: RefSeq, a predicted model, not a curated record
CGCCGUCAAGCGUACCCGGCCAAACCCCGCUGCCGCCAGAUGCAUACACAGCGACUGUACCCGGCGGCAUGAAUGAAUGGUGUAUUGCCAUUCGUUUGGUUUUGGAACGAGCAUUUGGUGUGCGGCGAUAUGUUUCGAAUCAGUUCAAACAUUAUAAAGGUUAGACGAGUGCUGGAUGACUUGGAAUAGAAUGAGAACGAUGUGCGCAGCAACUGCCAGGGAAUCCAGCCAACCAACUGGACAAAGAGAACACAAGCUUGUCAUGGUGGGACUGGACAACGCCGACAAGACGACCAUUCUGUACCAGUUUGUGAUGAACGAGGUGGUUCACACGACCGAUCGGAUCGAACGUGGAAGAGGUACGCACGCAGUUUACCAGAUGACCAGUGGCCACUUCGUAACGUGCACCACGCAGCUGUCAAAAGUUCAUAGUCACAACUGGUUGUUUGUUCUUUUAACGCGCCUCGCAGAUCGUGUGGAAGAAUAUCCACUUUUUGGUGUUUGUAACCAAUAGAUUGUAAUGCAAUGCGUGCGUAGUAAUAGUUAGUAAUAUUGUG